UGAAAAGCGUUCUUCUGAAGGUGAUGAUGGAGUUGGGCCACAGCGAUGUCUGGAGGUUCAAACGCUUGCUGCAGUUCACAUGUUUCCAGAAAAGCCUCCCAGAACUCCCAGUCGGUGCGCUGUGGCCCAUGAACCGGACCGGCAGAGCGGCGGAUCCGGGACAGGAAGGACCGGCAGGCCUGGUGGAUCAGAUGGUACGGAGACUAGGAGGGGAGUCUGUGGGCGUGGCCCAGGAGGUUCUGAUGGACAUGAACAGAACCGAUGUGGUUCAGAAGCUGGCCGGGAUCAGAUCCGGAUCAGCAGAGUUUCAGUCUCUGUUGUUCCAGAAAGAAGCAAGUCUGACGGCAAUUAUGGAGAAACUUCUAGAAACAUUUGAAGAUUUGGGUGAAACAAAGUUUGAACAUUUUCAGAGAGUCGUACAGAAGAGUUUGUCCAGGAAAGCCGGGAGAGGAACCCCAACCGUCGCCAUGGAGACGGGAAGGAAGCUGAAGGUGGCAGAGCUGAUGUUGGAGCAGUUUGAUGAGCAGACGUUAGACAUGGCGGCGCUGGCUUUAAAGAAGAUUCAUCGCUCUGAUUUGGUGCAGAAGAUCUCAGGACAAAUCCCAGCAGGUCCAUCAGCAGAACCUUCCCGGGUCGCCGAGGGUUGUGAAGAAGUAAAGCUGGACUCCAGCUGCUGGACUGAACUGGUACCGGAGGAGAACCGGACAGAAACUCCAACCUACAGCCUCCAGAGUGAAGCUGGACACUUUGAGUGCAGCGUCUCCGGUCUGCGCUGGUUCUGUUCAGAACGGGUCGUCUUUAGGUACCGGUUCUGCUCCUGGGACGAACUCAUGGACAGGAUGGAGAGCAGAGGAUACCGGCCUGCUGGUCCUAUACUGGACAUCGGUCUGAUUACUGGGAGGAUGGCGGAGGUGUUCCUGCCUCACUGGAUCUGUGUCGAUGACGUCCCUGAACCUUUGGAGCAGUUUGCCGUCCUCCACAUGGACGACUGUGGAGACGCUGUGGAGAAAGUCUCUGAGGUCUCACCGUCACACGUCAAACUAACUGAACCCGUUUUCUCUCCGAGGGCGGUUCUGAUGAGAGUCGGCUUUCCUGUGAAAGUCUACUGCAACAUGUUGCUCUAUCGGACCAACACGGCUUUCCUCACGCUGCAUGUUUACCUCAUCCCACGCGACCCGGCCUUACAGGAGGCAAUGGACCGAAAGGAAACUUCUUAUGGAUACAGAGUGAUCCAAAAGCCCGACCCGGAGAAGUCCCUGAAAAUGAACGAUUACUUCUUCCUCACAUCGGAUCUGGAGGCUGCAGAAGUUUCUCCUAAAGUAUGAAACGGGUUUAACGUCCAGGUUUCACAUCCAGGUUAUUGCAGGUUCCCAGCAGAUUGGCUCCAUUUCUCACAUUAACUUCACUGCAUGCAGUGAAGUUGGCUGAUGAUAGGAAAUGAGGCGCCGCUGAGCCGGUUCUCCUGUCUGCUUUCAGACGGGAAUUAAACUCCGAUAUCCAAGAGGAAAACCAAAUUUCUUUGAGGUUUAUGUUGAAAAUGCAGACAGAAACUUCAGUCUGACACUCAGACCCGACGGAGAGGACCAGCCGGUUUGGGAGUGUUCUGUUCGGAAAGGUGAAUAUCAAAGCCGCAGCCAAGCAGAAAGUUUUGAGACUCAGAGUGUGGAUGAACAUCUGGCUGCAAUGAUGCA
Xiphophorus hellerii (green swordtail) is the source of this 1691-nucleotide messenger RNA. Its product is annotated as NACHT, LRR and PYD domains-containing protein 1-like. The transcript is spliced from 10 exons. Bases 24 to 1325 code for a protein of 433 amino acids. NCBI's taxonomy places the organism in Eukaryota, Metazoa, Chordata, Actinopteri, Cyprinodontiformes, Poeciliidae. The record is from RefSeq and is a predicted model, not a curated record.